GAUGGUUGUCGGUGCCUUUCCAAUUGCAAAGCUGCUCUAUCUGGGCGUACGACAAUUGAGCAAACCAGUGGCUAACAGGAUAAAAGCAGGCGCGCGGAGAAGUGAAUUUUUUAAGAAUUACAUCUGCCUUCCUCCGGCUCAAGCAUACCACUGGAUCGAGAUGAGAACAAAGAUGAGAAUUAUGGGUUUCCGUGGCUCCACCAUCAAACCUCUGAAUGAAGAGGCAGCUGCAGAGCUUGGAGCAGAGCUGCUCGGUGAAGCUAUCAUUUUCAUCAUCGGCGGAGGUUGUAUGGUGCUUGAGUACAGCCGUCAGGCCGCCAACUCCAGGCGCAAGGAAGAGGAGCUCGCACAAACCAUUAACAGUCUUCAGACACAACUAGGAGAGCUUGCACUAACCACAGAGACACUGGAUGCGCAGAUCAGAGAGGUUAAUAGACUUCUGUUGUCCCUCCCAGCAGCUCCAACUACCAAGUAACAAUAUGCAUCACUAAAUUACACCCUUUCUAAGAAGGGAAAAGAGACUGAUUUAUGAGAACAUAUCAGUAGUGGUGCAGCACUGCCAUAUAUACACACCAGUAUGCCAGUAUAACACUUCCUAUUUGUUAUUUGUUUGGUUGGAUCAUGCUGUUUUCAGUUGAAAGUUCUAGUUAUUUGAUGACUCUGUUAAACCAUUGCCAACGCCUGACCACUUACUAUUCUGCUCAUCAGUUUGGAUUUUAUUUCAUUACAGUUUCUUCAUAAAAUAAGCUGAUGGAGUUGGGCAAAUCUCAUUUAUUAAUGAUUUGAAAAUGCACUUGAAUUUCCGAUACUUGAAUUGAUAAAUUCCAUUAGUGAACAUGGAUGUGUCUUUCCCUCGAUAUAGGAAACAGAGAGCCGUCUCUGUGUCCUGCGAGAAAAUCCCCAUUACAUUAAAAAAACUGCUGUGUUUAAUAUGGCAUGUGUAUAUGGGUGUGUAAUUAUGAUUGUAAAAUAAAGUGAAAUAUUCUGA
This is a messenger RNA of Carassius gibelio (silver crucian carp), 988 nucleotides long. RefSeq names its product outer mitochondrial membrane lipid metabolism regulator OPA3 (gene opa3). Gene Ontology annotation, cellular component: mitochondrion. The transcript is spliced from 2 exons. Lineage: Eukaryota; Metazoa; Chordata; Actinopteri; Cypriniformes; Cyprinidae. Gene Ontology annotation, biological process: regulation of lipid metabolic process. The record is from RefSeq and is a predicted model, not a curated record. Bases 2 to 475 code for a protein of 157 amino acids.